AUGGCAAUGCUUUUAGCAACACUAAGUAAGAAGGGAAAUAAAAUCACAAAAAAGCCAACAAACACCGGCAAAGGUAACACGCUUCCGAAGAUCACUAAAGCCAAUUAUGCUUCCAUUCUGAAAAACGUUGCAUCCAAGUCGGAGUUAAAGGGAGAACCGUUCGACGCUGCCGAAUCUGAACUUACCGAGAAGGAGGUCGAGGAGCUCUUUCGCGGUAAAAAAACGGUUCGCAUGUGUAUACGAAUAGCAGAAACGAAUUAUGCAAAGCUCGAUCUGAGCUCAGUACAGAAAAUCAUAGUUUCAGGCUGUAAGAAUAAGGGCGAAGACAUUCCCGCUCUGGUUGUAGAAGAUAAUCAACUUUUGAAGAAAUUCUUCUUGUCUCCAAAACUUGUUGUUGAGUAUGGAUCAGGGAAUUUGCCCAUGAUGCGAAUACAAAGGAACAGAGACCUUGAGAACAUUGAUAUGCUCAAAUAUGCAUUCAAAAACAAAAAUGCGUUGAUUUUAGAAGACGGAGAAUGUCACAUCACAAAAGAGUUGACAACAUUCAACGGAAUUACGAACUGUAAAAUAAUCAGUGGCAAUAUAACUAUUUCAAGCUCGAUCGAGAAUCCGCCAGCAAAUUUCCGACUGCAGAAAAUUAGUGGCUGCUUGAGAAUAGAUGGUACAAACAUCACUAAUAUAGAUUUCCUAUCAGAUGUGACCUAUGGUCAAGUAACAUGCACUCGAGGAAAGCACGAUAGCGCAUGUCGGGCCCGUCCAAUUACUUCAGAGACUAUCAGUAGUUUUCAAAACUGCAAGAAAAUCUUGGGAAACUUGGAGAUUAUAGGAUGGCCAGAAGACGUAUCCCAGCUUCAGCAAGCAUUUGGUAACGUCGAGGAAAUUCAUGGACAGUUGUUGAUUACUAACACAUCUAUCAAAUCGACCGCAGACAUUUUUAAGUCACUACGAGUUGUCGAAAACCACGGUCCAACGGGUAGAGCUGUUAUCAUCAAGGAUAAUUCAAAUCUGGAAUUAAUUCAGAUAGAUUCUUUAGAAAGCAUUCAUUCUGAUCAGAAAACAGCAGUCAUCAUCCAACAGCCAAAAGCGAUUAUCACAUCGAAAACAAGCUACAGGUUGCGCGUUUCCACCUCAGGAAAGGUAGAACUAAAAGCCAUGGUUUCUAAUCCGGAUGAAGGAGGUAUGGUACCCUACUUUGUUUCUAACACAUUGAACGUAUGA
Cylicocyclus nassatus is the source of this 1218-nucleotide messenger RNA. NCBI's taxonomy places the organism in Eukaryota, Metazoa, Nematoda, Chromadorea, Rhabditida, Strongylidae. The record is from the annotation of a GenBank genome assembly.